AUGCUCAGAUCAAUUAGAAGUUACUCAACUCAUGUGGAUCUUAAAACCACUUUACAAAAUGCUAUUCCUGCCAAAAGAGAAUUGUAUCAAUAUGUCAAGAAGAAUUUAGCCAAUAAGGAGAUUGGUCAAUUAACCGCUGGUGGUACGAUUGGUGGAAUGAGAGGUUAUAAGUCAUUACUUUGGGAAGCUUCAGUAGUGGAUCCUAAUGAAGGAAUAAGAUUUCAUGGUUAUACUAUUCAAGAAUGUCAAAAAUUCCUACCAAAAGCUAAAGAUGAAAUUAAUGAUCCUAAAAGUGAAUUUUUACCAGAAAGUAUGUUUUGGUUUUUACUUACUGGUAAUAAACCUUCUCAAGAUCAAAUUAAUGAAUUUUCAAAUGAAUUAGCCUUGAAAGCCGGAUUACCUGAUUAUUUAAAUAAGAUUCUAGAUUCAUUACCAAGUUCUUUACAUCCAAUGACUCAAUUAUCUAUUGCUAUAAGUGCAUUAAAUAAUGAUUCAAAAUUUGCUAAAGCAUAUGCUAGUGGUAUUCCUAAAAAUGAUUAUUGGGAAUAUACAUUUGAAGAUUCUAUAAAUCUAAUUGCAAAAUUACCAGCUAUUGUGGGGAAAAUUUAUUCAAAUACUUAUCAUAAUGGUGAAAAAUUGGGUGAAUUAAAUUUAAAUAAAGAUUGGAGUUAUAAUCUUUCUUCAUUAUUAGGUCUUACAUCAAAUGAUUCACUGAAUUUAAAUAAAUUAAAUCAGGAUCAAUCUAAAGAUGUUGUUAAUUUAGUUCGUUUAUAUUGUGCAUUACAUGGUGAUCAUGAAGGUGGUAAUGUUAGUGCUCAUACAACACAUUUGGUUGGAUCUGCAUUAAGUGACCCAUUUUUAAGCUAUAGUGCCGGAGUACAAGGUUUAGCAGGUCCAUUACAUGGAUUAGCUGCUCAAGAAGUUGUUAGAUUUAUUGUGGAAAUGAAUUCAAAUUUACAAAAUGAUAUUUCAAAUUCAACCAAAAUUGAAGAAUAUCUUUGGGGGCUUUUAAAUUCUAAAAGAGUUAUUCCAGGUUAUGGACAUGGUGUAUUAAGAAAACCAGAUCCAAGAUUUGAAGCAAUGUUACAAUUUGGUUUGAAAAGAUCAAAUGAAUUUGCCAAUGAUGAAUUAUUUCAUCUUGUUAAAAAUUUAAGUGAAAUUGCACCUGGAGUAUUGAAAAAACAUGGUAAAACUAAAAAUCCAUAUCCAAAUGUUGAUUCAAGUUCAGGUGUAUUAUUUUAUCAUUAUGGUAUAAAAGAACUUUUAUUCUUUACUGUUAUAUUUGGUGCUUCAAGAUCCAUUGGUCCAUUAUCUCAAUUAAUUUGGGAUCGUGUAUUAGGUUUACCAAUUGAAAGACCAAAGAGUGUUGAUCUUAAAACAUUGGCACAAUGA
Molecule: messenger RNA, 1392 nt
Organism: Hansenula ciferrii
Lineage: Eukaryota; Fungi; Ascomycota; Saccharomycetes; Phaffomycetales; Wickerhamomycetaceae
Gene: CIT3
Product: citrate (Si)-synthase CIT3
Exons: 1
Coding region: 1-1392 (463 amino acids)
Biological process (GO): carbohydrate metabolic process; tricarboxylic acid cycle
Cellular component (GO): mitochondrial matrix
Molecular function (GO): 2-methylcitrate synthase activity
Source: RefSeq, a predicted model, not a curated record